ACUCAAUCAAAAGAUUGAAGUAGGGCACUAACGAUAAAACACUUUUUGUUAUUGAAUGUGUAAUACUGUGACAUAUCUUCUGUCUGAUUUAAUUAUUGCAUGUGUAAAGACAUGCAUAAAACACAUUCAUAGAACCUAUCUAAUAUUUAUUUUUGGAGAAAAACAACUAUUAUUUGAGGAAGGAAAUAAAAAUUUCUCACCACAUAUAUUUCAACAAGAAUUGUGCAAUGGGUUGGAGAUCGUCUUUAGAUCUGCUUCUGACAGUUUUUACUACUUGUGCCAUCAAAGGUCAAGAUGAUCAAAUGCCACCUAAAAUCACGAGUAUCUUCAACACUGAAUACUUUUUCCCUCGAGAUUUCAUUUUGACAGAUGCAUUUUUUAGCUGCAGAGCACAGAAUGGACAUAUUCGAUAUGAGUGGAAUAAAGAUGGCAAUGCUGUACAAAAUAGCCAGUUUGUAUCAAUUGACAAAUCAACAGGAGCUCUUAAGUUUGUCAAGAUGCAGAAUGAAGACUACGGAACUUACCAAUGCUUCGCUACAAAUGAUAACGGAACAUCAAUUUCAAUGCCAUUCAAAGUGAAAGAAUCAACAUUGGGAUCUUUUCCCAACAGUCAAAUUAAAGAGGAACAAUGUUUAGAAUAUCAACAUUGCAAAGUUGUAUGUCGGGACAAACCAAGUUGUUUUCCGGACUCAAAGUGUAGAGUGGAGUGGAAAAUCGGAGAAGGGACUAAAACCAAUGUUGAGAUUAAUAAACGUGUCGGGGUGGAUGGAGAAGGAAAUUUACAUUUUCUGUGGACAGACCACAAUGACUGGACUGGUCAGCAGUAUAGAUGUGGUUUGUGGCAAGAACAACUGAAGAUGUUGGUAGUUGGCAGUCAAACAAGAUUAAUAAUCAACAAUACAAGAGCUGUUUCGGAAAAAGAGCCAAUCCUGGUGUUAAAAGAAGAUGGCAAAGCCCUGGUAGGGGGUAAUGGCGUAUUGAGGUGCAUGUUCUCUGGCUACCCUGUGCCAGACAUUGAAUGGAUUUCCCCUCAAAAUACAAUCAUCAGAAAUGUCUCUAACAAAUAUGAGAUUAUUGACAAUGGUAGAGUACUGACAAUCUUGAAAGCAGAACAAAAGGACGAAGGGGUUUACUAUUGUAAAGGAAAGGGAAAAACAGAGUCUGGUCCUCAGAGCGUUAAUUUGAAUGUCACUUCGGCUCCUUUUCUGACUGGAUAUAAUCAAAUGCAUGAUGUGGUGGUAACUAAGGGUAAAGAAGUCUCAUUUCGCUGUGAAGUUAAAUCAUUGUCUACAGAAAUGCCACCUUCUCGGCCGAUAUGGAAGAAAAACGGAAAGAAUCUGGAUAUUUAUAGAGGGAAAUAUAUUAUCAACGAGGAUAACCAAGUGUUGACAGUUACUGAUGUACAGAAGUCGGAUACAGGGGUCUACCAGUGUAUGUCAGAAAACAGUGAGGGGGUUCUACUGAAGGAGGCCAUACUUAAGGUUAUUGAUCCAAUAACAAUCCGAGAGCGUCCUCUGGAAAGCUACACGAUUGUGCCGGGGGACGUACUGAACCUAGCGGUAGUCGCUGAUACUGAUCCCUCUCUCACUCUGCAGUACAAAUGGAUGUUUACUGACCAUCAAGGCAACGAAAAGGAAAUAGAAACCAAUAAGUAUUGGAGUAUCUCACGACCUGUUCAGAACAAUUUGACCAUUGAUUUAAGGCAAAUUACAGAUCCGAGUAUUCUCUUUUCUCUAACAGGGUACUAUAGCGUAAUAGUAUACCACAAAUAUGACCAAAAACGUAUUUAUUUUACCGUGCAAACUGACAUUAUCACAAUGGAAACAGACGUUAUUCCUACAACAGCUGUACCUCAGAAACCUAUCGAUCAACACACCUAUCCGGACACCAUCAUCUACAUCGUUGUAUCCACUGAAACCUUCAUUAUAAUCAUUGAAAUCAUCAUCAUCGUAUCGUUCCUUAAUCGAAGAAAACACGGCAGAUUUCGUUAUAAAAAUAAGAAAAAAGUGCCCCCCAGAUAUGACAUUGAAACGAGACAAUUGUAAUGGUUACCAGGACAUCCAAACGACAUAAUCAUCAAAAGAAAUAUAACAUUAAUUAUGGCUGGCUCAAAUUGUUUUGAUUUGUCAGAAAGAAAGAAAAAACAAUCAAUUACAGUUUGUAGUAAAUAAGUUUUCUAAGUUUGAAUUUUCUGCUGAUUGACUUAAUAUUUACGUCAAGCACAUUAGGUGAUCUGAUCGAAAGAAUAUUUGAAUCCGGCUAAACUAUGCAUCAUAGUACUGUCGCAUUUUACUGCAUGUGUAAGGAUCAAUUACAUCUUGCACAUACAUGUAAAUAUUUUGGAAAUAUAUAAAUAUACAUUAUAAACAAAGUGGUUCAUCAAAUAAGCUAUGUUUUCCUGAGUUAGAUAUGGUUCUAUAGUUUCUCAAGUUAGCUAUGUUUAUAUGGUUUUUCAAGUAAGCAUCUAUGGAUUUUAUUGUGUUCACAAUUUAAAGUAUACAUGUAUAUACGUUCGUGAAAUUAAAUAAACAAGUGGUAAAUCUUGUGACUUCUUUUCUUCGAUAACCAUUUAAUGUUGUGCAUCGACUCGGCAUAUAAAAUUUAUGAGAACAGUUGCUCAAUGAAUAAUAAGUUAGCCACAGUUAAUGAUAGUUUUGUAAAUCUUGCUUAUGGUUCAUAUGGUUAUAAACCUUCAGACCAUUAUUCUUAUGCCUUUCAUGUACAUAUACAUGUGCAUGUACAA
Molecule: messenger RNA, 2743 nt
Organism: Magallana angulata
Lineage: Eukaryota; Metazoa; Mollusca; Bivalvia; Ostreida; Ostreidae
Product: neural cell adhesion molecule L1-like
Exons: 12
Coding region: 228-2045 (605 amino acids)
Biological process (GO): homophilic cell-cell adhesion; dendrite self-avoidance; axon guidance
Cellular component (GO): plasma membrane; axon
Molecular function (GO): cell-cell adhesion mediator activity
Source: RefSeq, a predicted model, not a curated record